AAUUUUUGAACUGAAUUCAUGUACUUUUUUUUUUUUUGCCUAGAAACAACGAAGAUAAAUUUAAUUGGAUACUUUUCUUCUAGACAACAUAAUUGGAUUGGAAUAGUAAGAUUCAGUUAAACAAAAAAAUAGUAAAUAAAAUAUAACUAGAUAAAAAAGAAAACACCAAAUUUGUAAAUAGAUCGAGGGCUAAGAUUAUACCAAGAAGAACCAAAAUAAAAUAAUUUACUAUUUUAUUGAUACCAAUAUGACUGGAAAUAGAUCUAAGAUUGUACCUAUAUAUACAAACACAUGCAACCAAUAUUUUGCAACGAAACAUAAUAACGAAAAACAAGUUUGGUUCCCUCUUCUUCUUCAGAGAAGUACGAUUUUAAUACAUUUUUAUACACAUACUUAUAGAAAAAAGUUUCAUCAUCAUGUUCUAUUCGACUAAGAAGCUAUUCUUGUUCUUCUUCUUGUGCAUUGUGCUGAUUGUCAACUACAACAACAAUGGUUUCGUAACCGCAGUAAAUAGCAUUGGCUUGAACUAUGGUCUCCUCGGAGAUAACCUCCCGUCUCCGUCCAAUGUUAUAAACCUUUACAAGUCCAUAGACAUUACUAAAAUCCGAAUCUUCGACCCGAACACUGAAGUUCUUAACGCUUUACGCGGCCACCGUGAUAUUGCAGUCACUGUAGGCGUUAGGGACCAGGACUUGGCUGCUCUUGCAGCUAGCGAAGAAGCUGUUAAGGGCUGGUUUGCGACCAACAUCGAGCCUUACUUACCCGACGUCAACAUCGCGUUCAUUACUGUUGGUAAUGAAGUCAUCCCUGGACCAAUUGGUUCUCAAGUGCUUCCCGUCAUGCAGUCUCUCACCAACCUGGUCAGGUCAAGGAAUCUUCCAAUCUCGAUAAGCACUGUGGUGGCUAUGUGGAACCUCGAGCAAUCGUACCCACCUUCCGCAGGAAUGUUCACGUCUCAAGCGCGUGAACAACUUGUUCCCGUGCUGAAACUAUUGUCUCAAACAAAUACGCCCAUUCUCGUAAAUAUUUACCCUUACUUCCCUUAUGUGUCCGACCCAGCGAGCAUCCCUCUCGACUAUGCCACCUUCAAUACUGAGGCCAUCGUGGUACAAGAUGGACCACUGGGCUAUUCAAACAUGUUUGAUUCAAUAUUUGACGCUUUCGUGUGGGCAAUGGAGAAGGAAGGCGUUAAAGAUUUACCAAUGGUGGUGUCCGAGACCGGAUGGCCAUCUGCUGGGAAUGGAAACUUUACCACGCCGGAUAUCGCAGGUACCUACAACAGAAAUUUUGUGAAACAUAUAACAAGCGGAAAAGGGACGCCCAAGAAGCCCAACAAGGGCAUCGACGUGUUUUUGUUUGCAACAUUUAAUGAAAAUCAGAAGCCGGCAGGGACUGAACAAAAUUUUGGGUUGUACAAUCCAAAUGAUAUGAAGCCCAUCUACAAGCUAUUCUAAGUGUGAAAGUUUUUUGGACUUUCCCGAUUCAUCAACAAUAAUAGUUGGUAGUGAUUAAAGUAAAACUAAUUAACAGUACACAUGCUAAGCAACUGGUGUCUAUGAUGAGAUGAGAUCUCGUAGCAGAACUUGGUUGACUUUUGUAAUAAAUCUGAAUGUAGUAAUUUAAAAACCAAUUUCUA
Arabidopsis lyrata subsp. lyrata is the source of this 1636-nucleotide messenger RNA. RefSeq names its product probable glucan endo-1,3-beta-glucosidase BG5. Gene Ontology annotation, molecular function: hydrolase activity, hydrolyzing O-glycosyl compounds. Gene Ontology annotation, cellular component: plasma membrane. NCBI's taxonomy places the organism in Eukaryota, Viridiplantae, Streptophyta, Magnoliopsida, Brassicales, Brassicaceae. The record is from RefSeq and is a predicted model, not a curated record. The transcript has a single exon. Gene Ontology annotation, biological process: carbohydrate metabolic process. The coding region runs from base 417 to 1454 and encodes 345 amino acids.